AUGGAGACUGUUGUAUUACUUCAGCGCCAGAUGGAGCUUCACGGGACGCUCCGCCGACCUCCCACCACACCCACGCAACUGAAGGAAACCUACGCGACGAUGAAGGAGGUGUCAAAUUUCUUCCACACCGUGAGGUGCACGGCAGCUUCACUCAAUAGUUCGCCAGAGACGGUCUUUCAAUGUCUCAUGCACAUUGGUAUGGGUGGCGUUGUCAGCUUCGACCGGCAGCGGCGGGAUGGAGCGGUGCCGAUGCACCAGGCAAAAGUACUGGCACGUUCAACGGCAAUUGAAUUGGAGCCACGUCUCCAAGAGACUCUCCCUGGUGCCAAACUCGAUGCGAUGGUGGCGUUUAGCAAGACAACCCGCACACUUCUGCGCAUUAAGAUUGAAGAUGGGAAUGAUUUUGCCACCGCCGAGCGUGCGCUGCAGCAGUUUCUUGAAUACCUUGACUUCAUUAAUUUCGCUUCGGGCAAGUCCCCGGAGAUGAUGUUCAAGUUAUACAUGGUGGAGGAUGAGGCAUCACUGUUGGCACUGUUGGGCCGAGGCGUCCCUUCUGGGUCCCGUGGAUCUUCCGAAAACAGGGCAGCAGAUACAAUGCCUUCCCUGCCAACUGACGCGCAUCUGGAUGGCGAAGUGUGCCGACUCGCGCAGGUGUCUGAGUCUACUACAGAAGCAGCAGGGGAGCGCCUAAGCGCGUUGCGGACAAUCGAUCACUGGCUCAGUACUAUAGCGGAGGAUAAAUUUUGCAAUCAUAUUUCCCAGCUUGUGUCAAGCCUUUCUGGGCCCCUGUGUGUUUGUGCUGGAGAAAAACGGUCUGCUAUUUGCCGACAGGCAUGCAGUGUAAUUAUUACCAUCUCAGAAAGAACCCCCGCAGCCUUCUACCUCGACGGGCCGCUGAAAAUAGCCAUCGCCAAGUGGUGCACUGUCCUAGUGCGUGGUGUGUUUGUUACCGUCUCGGCCAUUGCGCACGCCACGGACACGGCACUGCGCGCUAUCGUUGUUGGCAGCAGCGGAAACGCGGCGGCGCUAAAGAGUAUUUUAGAGGGUCUGGAGGCCGGUGCCCACCCUGAGCUGCGGCGCCGGUGCCUUGGCUAUUUAGCCCUUGGCGUCGUUGCGUCGCGUGGUGACGUGUGUGUGGUGUUACAUGGACUCGCUGUUGUGGCUGCGAAGUACACAGAUAUCGGCGACACCGCGUGUAGGAAGAUGGCGCGAGCACUCUGUAUAUCCAUUGCGCACUUCACUAACACACCCGUCGCUGUGGGGAGCCCCAAGACGGAGACACUUAUUCGUCAGGAGGCAAUAGAGCUCAAAGCGAUACUUGGUGACGUGGAUGUAUUCGAAACCGCAAUAUUUGGUGCUAGUGUGGAGAAGCGGCUUUCAACUGCCUCCAGCUCAGCGUGCAGCACCACACACUUCAGUACCACUGCCUCUUCAUCGAUGGCAGAAGCGAAGCACGAUGGCCAGAUGUCGCCGACUGGAAGUAAUUACGAUACUCUCCCUGUUCUCGGUGUGUGCAAAGCUCAACACGAGUCAAGGCAAAUGAGUUCGUCCCCAAACACCACGUGGGGCAAUUGUAGUAGCAGCAGCACCACCACCAAUGGGCGCUACAACAAUCGCAUGCAGCCUCCUCAUCAGGAGGAUAUCAUCGAGCCAAGGCCUUACAAGCAGCAUGAAGAGAACACGGUAAAGUUAAGUGCUUCACUGCGUCGGAAAAUUCAGGACGCCGCUUCACGCUCAUUGUCACGAAACUAA
Trypanosoma grayi is the source of this 1752-nucleotide messenger RNA. RefSeq lists its product as hypothetical. The transcript has a single exon. Lineage: Eukaryota; Euglenozoa; Kinetoplastea; Trypanosomatida; Trypanosomatidae. The record is from RefSeq and is a predicted model, not a curated record. The coding region runs from base 1 to 1752 and encodes 583 amino acids.